AAGGGGUAUAUACCUCUAAAGUCUAAACCUCAAUUCAAGUCAAAUUGCAACACGCUCGUGAAGACUCGCUGCUCUCUGCUGCUCCUCCUCCUCCUCCGUUUACUUCUAGUCCAUUCCUCUCUGUAUAAACUUCAAUGGCGACUGUGCCAGUAAACCCUAAGCCGUUCUUGAACAACUUGACCGGGAAGACUGUGAUCGUGAAGCUGAAAUGGGGCAUGGAGUAUAAAGGGUUUCUUGCUUCAGUGGAUUCGUACAUGAACCUCCAGCUAGGGAAUGCUGAAGAGUACAUUGACGGACAAUUUACUGGCAAUCUUGGGGAGAUUUUGAUUAGAUGCAACAAUGUUCUCUAUAUGCGUGGUGUGCCAGAGGACGAAGAUAUAGAGGAUGCUGAUCGUGACUAGAAGCAGCAUCGAAAGAAUGUUAGAUCUUGGAUUGUUUUGAGCCAAAAUUGUGAUGCCGUCGUGGUACUUUUGUUGUAAGCAACAGAUCUUUUCUAACUCUGAUGUUCUGUUCUGAUAUCUAGGUUGAUUUCAUUUGAAUAUCCUAAUUGAUAGCUAGCAUAUGUAAUUCCAUUGAGUAAUCCAUCAUAUGCUGAUUGAGUUGAAAUUGACGUUUUCUAGCUUUUCAUGCAGAAGAUUCUGUUGGCAGGCAUUUGC
Messenger RNA from Linum tenue, 656 nucleotides. Lineage: Eukaryota; Viridiplantae; Streptophyta; Magnoliopsida; Malpighiales; Linaceae. The record is from the annotation of a GenBank genome assembly.